Molecule: messenger RNA, 852 nt
Organism: Cajanus cajan (pigeon pea)
Lineage: Eukaryota; Viridiplantae; Streptophyta; Magnoliopsida; Fabales; Fabaceae
Source: RefSeq, a predicted model, not a curated record
AUGAAGGAGAGCAACUACCGACAGGCCGAUCAUGCUGGUCGGCCGAGGGGCGAGUGGACACGCAACAAGGAAGAAGAGAAGUUCACUCCACUCAACGUUCCCAGGCGGCACAUACUGCAUGACGUUAACAGUGCGUCACUUUUCGAGUUCCUAGCGGCGACUGACCGCCAGUUGGGACCCUACAAAACUGACUGGUGUGAAUUCCAUCGUACCCAUGAACACACUACGGAGAAUUUCUUCGUUCUCGGUAGGCAGAUUGAGCGCCUUAUCAAGGAGGGUCAUUUGAAAAAAUUCAUUGCAGGGAAGCAGGAUGAGGGCUCGUCUGAUAGGCGACGCAGACGUGAAGGAGAAGACACGAGAAGAGGAAGGCGUGAAGGGAGGUCUUCCCCGAGAGAUCUUCCAGAAAAAAGUACAGAGACUCACCAGCAAGCUGUCCAUGGAGACUUCAACACCAUAGCGGGGGGAUUUGCUGGAGGAGGUCCGACAUCAGCAGCUCGAAAAAGAUACUCUCGGUCAGUGCUGUCGGACUCAGAUUGGGCGCGACCUACUCGGCCAACCAUCACAUUCUCGGACGCCGACUUUGAGGGUGUGUCUCCCCCUGAGGACGAUCCUAUAGUCGUUUCGGCGAUAGUCAUGGGUUACAAUGUGAAACGAGUGUUGGUGGAUCAAGGUAGCUCGACAGACAUCAUGUUCUGGGAAGCCUUCGUCGGGAUGAAAAUUCUGACCGAUCGCCUUAUGCCAUAUGUAGGUACAUUAGUUGGUUUUGCAGGUGAUCAGGUAACGGCCAGGGGGUACACCGACUUGGAGACAACCUUUGGCAAAGGAGACAACAUGAAGACUAUCACCGUCUGA